UCCAGCGCGGCGAUGGGGCUAUCGAAAUGCCUAACGCCGGUGAGCCCAUCUGCCCGAGUGGGAUUUGUCGGCUCCCAAUCCGCAGAAUGGCAGCACUGCAUAACGGCGUCAAGCUUAGUCAGCAGCGACGCCACCUUUUUUUUCCGCCACCCUAGAAUCCCGCGCCUGAAGAUUUCUCUUCUCCAGAAUCGACCAAACAGGCAUCUCCUUUUCCGAAUGAAAGGAUCAGAUGUUUUUUCGGAUCUUGAGCUUAGGAGACCUGAAGAAAGAAGAGUGCCGUAUAGACAUGCAAAUGGAAUAUUUUGGAUUUUACUUCUCAACAUUGGCAUUUUUGCAGCAGAUCACUUGUUUCAGAUUAGAGAAAUCAAGUCCUUAUACCUGUACCACAGCCGGCCAGCUUGGUACCAGUUUAUAACCUCAGCAUUUUGCCACUUUAACUGGAACCACUUAUCCAGCAACCUCUUCUUCUUAUAUAUAUUUGGUAAGAGCAAAUUCUUGUUCUUCAUCAG
Messenger RNA from Phalaenopsis equestris, 509 nucleotides. Its product is annotated as rhomboid-like protein 11, chloroplastic. Gene Ontology annotation, cellular component: membrane. Lineage: Eukaryota; Viridiplantae; Streptophyta; Magnoliopsida; Asparagales; Orchidaceae. The annotation marks the transcript as partial. Gene Ontology annotation, molecular function: serine-type endopeptidase activity. The record is from RefSeq and is a predicted model, not a curated record. The transcript has 4 exons.